GAGAAAUCUUGUGUGAUAUUUAUCCAAAUCAAAGUCAAAUUUUCAAUUUCCUGGCAUUUUUGCACUUAUUGCAGCUAAUUUGUAUAUACAGUGUACAUAGAGAUGAGCACACAACAAACUCGUUCGGGGGGCGGCGGCGGCCGCACUCAGAAAAAAUCAAAUUCCGCUCACAUUGGCGGUGGCGGUGGCAACAAUGAUACCGGUGCUAUGACACACGGCGCAGCGGUACAUAAGAAAGCCGAUGCGAACAAGACAGAAAAACCAGAGAAGGCCCAACCAAAGGCCACCACGGAACAGUUGCGCAUUGCCCAGAUAACCAAUAGCACCACAGAGGAUCCGCAGAUCAAUGAAAAGGUCACCCUAUUGCUAACAAUGACCCAACGUUCCGAGGAGGAAGUCUGCUGCGCCUUGAAUGAGUGCGAUUAUGAUCUGGAUGCGGCGGCCAAUUUCUUGAUUGAGAUUCUACCACAGGGCGCCUUUGCCAAGUACGAGAAAAAACGCAAGAAUAAGACUGCAAAUGCAGUUGCGGACGGCGCCGGCGGGGAUGCCGAUUGGGCAGAUGGCAACGCAAAUGCGGACAGGCGCGAAAAGUCGCGCAAUCGCAGCGCCAAUCGCGGUGGACGCGGCGGCACCGACAGUCGCGGCUGGCGCGGCAGAGAGGCCCGUGAGAAUGACCGCAACAUGCGCGAAUCUCGUGGUGGCGAUCGCGGUGAAGAUCGCGCCAAUGACAACUAUCGUGGUCAGCGUAAUGGCGGGCGUGGCGGUCCUGGCGGCGGCGCCGGUGGUGGUGGCCGUGACGGUGGACGGGGCGGCGGUUUUAUGUCACGCCCCGGACGCGGCGGUGGUCGCAUGGGCGGACGCAGUGGCGGGCCGCGCGGUGAUCGCGGCUACGGCUUACGCAACAAUGCCAACAGUGAGGAUCACCACGAGGUUGAGCUCUGGGACAACACCAUAGCGCAAAAUGCCGAGAAACAGCAACAGCAGCAGUCGCACGACGACGCCUGGGGCGACUGGAACAACGAGGAGUACGAGGGCUCGCUCAAGGACAGCAAAGUCUUUACGCCGAGCAAUCUCAACUCGCAGACGGCGGCCAGCGUGGUAAGCGGUGGCGGUGCGGCGGUUACAGCCGCUGAGUUAUCUGCGCCGCCAGGCCUGGAGCAUCAUCAUCUGGGCGGCAGUGUGGCACAAGGAUCUCAUCUGAGUGCGCUGGUUGGCAGCAGCGAGGACAGCGGCAGCUCGGCGCCAGCGCCAGUCGCCAGCAUUUCCGGCACAUCAGCGGCGACGCCGAUGAUGCAGUACAGCGCAGCGGUCAGUAAUCCGCCUCCACAGCUGCAGUCGGUAGUAAGCACGCCGAGCAGUGUUGCGGGCGGUGGUGCGAGUGUUGCGCUGAAUUCCUCGCCCUAUGUCGCCAAUGCUGCCGCCGAUACAUUCUCGAGCGCUGCCUCCGCGGCUGCCACGUUAGUGCAGCAGGCCCAGCAGCAAGCGCAGCAGCUGCAACAGCAACAGCAGACGCCACUGAAGCCAUCGGCCACACUUUCAGCGGAACAAUCUCAGUAUUUCAACUCGCUGACGUCGCAGGGCGCCAGCCCGACGGCCGCUGCGGCGGCAGCGGCAGCUGUGCAGCCCUCAAUGGCGGCCGUUUAUGGCAGCCAAGGCAGCGGCUCAACGGCUCAGUAUUCGAGCACGUAUGCGAAUGUGUUCGCCUCGGCGCCCGGCUCCAGCAUGGGCACGCCCAACAGCAACAGUGAACAGUCGCAACAGCCGCAGGUGCGGCGGGCACGCGUCAAAUUGCCGCCACCCUCGAAGAUACCUGCGAGCGCAGUUGAAAUGCCCGGAGAUAAUGCCUUGAACAAUAUUGGCUACUUGGAUGUGCAAUUCGGUGCCAUGGACUUUGGCACAGACGACAGCUUCGAUGCGAUGCCGGAGAAGUUCAAUGCGGGCGUUAGCAUCGACGGGCAGCAGCAGCAGCAACAACAGCAGCAGCAGGAUGACUACCAGACCAAGUCACAGCAGCAGCAGGCGGCGCUCUCAGCCGGGCUACAGAACGCGCAAAUUUUGCAGGGUGAUGCUUUAAGUGCGGCUGGCUAUGCGGCGAGGUCGACGGUGCAGCAACAGAGCGGCAAUGCGCUGGAUCAGCUGACCAAGAGCGAUCCGUAUGGACAGGCGGGCAGUGGCAACAAUGGCGCGACGCCAUAUCAGAAUGCGUAUCAGAACAGCGCCGCCAGCAAGGCGAACAGUGCCUAUCAGACGUCUGCUGCCGUGCAGGGCUACAAUAGCUCCAGCUAUGCAAACGUUCAGUCCUCGGUGGCGAAUAGCUACCAGCCCUCUAGCUAUGCCAGCUAUCAGGCCAAUGCCGUCAAUUCCUAUCAGCAGCAGCAGCAGCAGGCGGCCGGCAAUGCGCAGAACGCGACGGGCAGCGUUGGCGGCAGCGGUGCGACAACACAAAACAUUCCGAUCAGCGGCGGCGGCGGUCAAAACAGCUCCAGCGCGAAUGCGAGCUCCGCCUAUCUCACAUCGGGUUAUUCGACACCACAAAGUGCUUACCAGUCCAGCCAGAGUGUCUAUGGCAACACUGGUCUCUCCAACAACAGCGGGUUUGCUGGCAGCGCAAGCAACUCGUCCUCGCAGUAUGGUAACUUUAGUGCUAGCGCCAAGCUUAAGGAUGCUGCGGCAGCCGGAGCUGCAACGCACUACGACAGUGUCUCCACGAGCAGCGGCGUGAGCAGCAGCAGUGCCAGCACUGGCAACGGUGCGGCGGGCGUGGUCAGCGGUGCGACAGGUGCUAAUCAGGCGGUCGUUUCCAAUACCAACAACAACGUGAGCGGCAGCAGUUCGGCCAGCAGCGUUGCGGCUGGUGGCAACAACAGCAACAGCAGCAAUGUGGUAGCAGUUAGCAGCCAGGGUGGCAGCUCGAUAGCGGGCGUAAGUGUAAGCGGCGGUGUUGGUGGCGGUGUUGUCGGCGGCAGUGCGUCCAGCGUCGGUAGCGGCGGCGUCGUUGGCGUCGGCGUUGGCGUGGGCGUUGGCAGUGGCAACAAUGCCGGCUCUGUCCAGGCCGUUGCACAAACAUCGGCGGGCACCGCAGCGGUGCUGGCCUCGCUGACCAACAAGAACAGCAGCAGCAGUAACAGCAGCGGCAGCGGUAAUGGCGGCACCGGCGGCGUCGGCGCUACAACUGGCGGCAGCGUCGGCGCAGGCGGCAGCAGCAGCUCAACUGGUGCUGGUGGUGCUGGUAGUGGUGGUGGUAGCGGCGGCGGCAGCAGCGGCUUGGUGCCCACCAACAUCCAAAUGGUUAGUCAAUAUAUUCAGACUGGAUUGCCAUACUAUCAGCAACCAGUUUAUUCCUACGAGGAAUUACAAAUGAUGCAACAGAGAGUGCCACAUGUGCAAGGGUAUUAUGAUCUGAACUACACGCCCACCAGCCUGGGCGCCGGACGCGACAAUCUGGGCUCUGUGGCAUAUUCAACCAUGACUGAUGGACGCUUCGCGCGCACCGACAAUAACUCCAGUCCUGUUAGUAAUGUGUCUAGCACAAUGUCGCAACAAGCUGGCUCCAGUGCGCCCAUGCUGAAUGUUCCUUAUGCAUAUUUCUAUGGUGGCAAUGUAAUGCCCGGCGGUUUCCAAUAUGGCACGCCAGCCAUCUAUCCACAACAAAUACCGGCUGCCAAUACCGCAUCCGGUGGCCAGUUCCCAAAGCCUUCGUAUAGCGCGGGCUAUGGCUCGACCAGUUAUGAUACGCUCUCACAAACAACUCAGGAUUACAGCAAGGGCGGCUACUCGUCCAGCGUGAAUCAGCAGAGUAAAACCCAAACGGUUUCCAAUCAGCCGCAGGCGGGCACCGGCUCCGAUCUGACCUCGUCAAUGUACGGCAAGGGUCACGUGGCGCUAAACAAGGUCAAUUCGUAUGAGAAGCAGAGUUUCCACUCGGGCACACCGCCGCCAUUCAAUAUGGCAAAUACGCAGACAGCUGGCGGCACCUCGGCCCAGCCGUAUGGCAUGUAUCUGCCAAUGCCAGCGGCCGGACAUCACAAUAUGAUACAUCCGCCUAUCCAUCAGAUGGACGGCAGGAUUCAUAGCUCAUCCCGCCGGGACUCGAACAGCGCUGGCCAGCGCCAACAGUCGAGCAGCCAGUCAAAGUCGGCCGGCAAACCGAGCUACCCGACCUCGUACUGGACCGGACAAAACUAGCUUUCGGAGAAGACCAUUUGGCGGCCGCUGCAAAUAGCGCUGCAGCCGAGCGCCGGCCGAGCAGCCGAAUUUUAUAGCCUACGCACCAACACAGCAGCAACAGCAACAACAACAACAACAACACCCAUUCACAUUUAUAACAAUAAUAUCAGUCAGAGAACGAGUUCAAUAACAACAGCAACUAAAGCGACAACAGCAACUGCAACAAAUCAGUUACUAAUGUUAGUAAAGGAGAAACAACAGCAACAUCAGCAGCCGCAUAAUAAAUCUGAGGAAUAUCCAAUAAGCGAAACGUUGAGCGAGGAGCAUUCAUCAGAAGAUAAUGAUGAUUAUCAAAUAUAUGAAGACGAGAGAUCAUAUUUUACCUAAUAAGAAAUGUUUUUACUAUGAACGCGUUGAGCUCGCCUCCUCCCUCUCCCUCCCCUUCUCCGCUAUGGAACGUGUCGAAGUGCAGAUCUAUGCAUCUUUAUAAAGUAUACCAAGUCCAGGCCAGCCUCCUCCCACUCACAUACCAUACCAUAUAAAAAACACACACUCACACUCGCAUACACAAAUGCAACAACCAAAAUACACACACACACACAUACGAACGCAUACAUAACACGUACAGCCAACAACAUCUGCAUAUAUAAACUAUACCAAGUACCAUUUUUCACAUUGCAUACAAAUAAUUUACAAAGAUAAAAGAUAACAAUUAUUAAAUAUUAAAGGCGUAAAACGAUUUAACAGAUUUAUAAGCGUAAGAUGAAACAAAUACAAAAACAAACAAAACAAAA
Molecule: messenger RNA, 4961 nt
Organism: Drosophila montana
Lineage: Eukaryota; Metazoa; Arthropoda; Insecta; Diptera; Drosophilidae
Gene: lig
Product: lingerer
Exons: 14
Coding region: 103-4185 (1360 amino acids)
Cellular component (GO): nucleus; cytoplasm
Molecular function (GO): protein binding
Source: RefSeq, a predicted model, not a curated record